This is a messenger RNA of Cladocopium goreaui, 2784 nucleotides long. Lineage: Eukaryota; Dinophyceae; Suessiales; Symbiodiniaceae. The record is from the annotation of a GenBank genome assembly.
GAGAACACAUCCCUACCUCUUUGGCUCCUAUGUCCCGGCACAAACGUGGAUGCCUUGAGCAUGGUAAGCAUCGCUGACUUGACCAGCCUGGCUGAAGAAUUUUCCACCGCCUUGGUUGUCUUGCAAGGUGUGGAUUUGCGUUUGAAUGUGGGAGCAGAUGCUCGUGCCAUCGACGGACGACCUGAUGACAUCGGCUAUACCAAAGCUGUCAUUGCUGAUGCAGGCAAGAGAAUUCGAAUCGAUGAUCAGCAGAUCUACUGCAUAGGUUCUUCCCGUGGCGCGCGCUUUUGUUCGCGCCUGGCCUCCGAGCUGCAUUUUCCGGCCUUGGCCGGGCUGCUGCUGAACGCUGGGCUGCGGCUUCCGAGGCCUAACAAUGCUUCGAUGCAGUUGCCAAUCAUCGCCAUGCAUGAUUUGAAGGACAAGGUGAACCCUUACGAUGGCCAUGGAGCCGCAUAUUGGCAAGAGUCCGUGCCAGAGGCUGUGCAGGCCUGGGCCGAUUUCAAUCAAUGCAAGUCCAAGACUCCUCGACAGCUGGGCGUCCCAGUUCUUGAAAUUGUGGCAUUUACUGAUGAUGGUCUUUGGGCCUUCAACGCCUUCGCUGUGGGCUUUGGGGCCGCGCAGAGCCCCAGCAGGAAACGAAAGGCGGUGAACAAAGAGGAGCUGAAGGCUGACCACGGAGCGAAGGCAGACGCCAUUGAGAAGAUCCUGAAGGGCGGCGCCGCAGGGAGCCCGGAAGACAUGGUCCGGGCGCGCUUUUCGGCGUGCCGCAGCAAGGAUUCCGUCUUCAUGGCGAAGACGGAGGUGGAUCCCUUGAAAUCCAAGCUGAGCAAUCGCGUAAAGGCCUGGGGUAUUUGUUUUGGUACCGAGAAGGGCGAUGAAUACGACACGGAGGCGGGGAAAGCGGCCAACUUGCGGGAAGUUGAAAAGUUGGAAAUUCUGGAGGCCUCUGGAAAUGAGGUGGAGUUCAAAAUUUAUUGUGCUGAUGGGACCCUGCUGGAACGCAGCGUCAUGAAGGAGGACGAGAAGUGGGGCUGGGUCUAUUCCGGUGAGUCCAAAAAGGACGAAUGGCUCUGUGAUUCAGAUUUGCGUGUCAACACACAUCCCACCGCCUUGAAGGCUCCACAUAUCGUGCUUGAAAUCUGUGAAUUUACUCGUUUGAAGUGUUGCGACUGGUUCCCAUGGGAUUUCAAGGCCAGCACCCUUGGACUUGCAGAGAAAAAACGAUAUGAAAAGAUCGUGGUGUACCGAAAUUUUAUGCAUGUGGAUUGUGAAUCCUUCGCAGAAGUGUGGAUCAUGGUCACUGACACAGGUCGGCAUUCGUGGCCGGGCAAGGCCUUCGUAGAGAUCGGGUGGCAGUUUCUGCAGCUUCAGAGCGCGCGUCGCCAGGGUGAAGUGCCUAAACCCGCAGGCGAGAAUUGGCCCGAUGAGUGGCCUUUGUACACAGAAGGCCUGCGACUCAUUUGUGCUUCAGAAUGCUGGUGCUUCGUGCCGCCCGAAGACCCGGAGAUUUUGCUCCGCCGCCUGCGGCGCGCCACGCCGCUGCUGCUGCGCGGCUUCGCGGCGGUUGCGGCGAAGGACUGGGAGCUGCAGAGGCUGUGGGAAGACGCGGAGGGCGGAAAGCAGGUUGAGUUGCAGGUGAGUGGCAGUGAUCAGCAGAACUUUCAUGGUUUCGGCGGAGUACUGCAACGUGUUCCCUUGGCGCAGCUGCAGAGUGCAGCUUCGGAGGCGCAGGAAGAGAAGCGAUCAUUGUACUUGGUGCAGUGUCCCAUUUGGUCGAGAGGCGCUGAAGAUACAUCGCUGGAACAUUUGCUGCCCAAGGUCACGGACCUUGCGCCCUUCACACGCUGCGCGUUCUCCCGCGGGGAUGCGGGGAGUCGCUUGGAACUGGAUUGGGCCAAACGCUUGGAGUCUGCCAAUCUCUGGGCUUCGAUUGGGGACACACAUUCCAACCUGCAUUACGACUCCAAGCAUGGGUUGUUGAUCCUCCUCCGCGGCAGCAAAGUGGUGGAGCUCUUUCCACCCAGCCAGACGCCUCGCCUGGGGGCCUACGAGGUCACCGACCCGCUGCGGGCGCAUCAUUCCAAGGUGCCACACUGUUGUUUGGCAGCGCGAUUGAAGGGAUGUGUUUGCGCAUCAGCUUGUUGGCCAAAGAUGCAGCAAGCCAGAAGCUUCCAAACUGAGCUGCAGAUGGGAGAUGCCUUACUGAUCCCUGAGGGCUGGUGGCACCACGUCAAGACCAGUGGCGUCGCUGAUGCCUCCGCGGGAGGGCAGCCGGUGGCAAUCGCCAUGAACCUUUGGUGGAGCCAAUAUGCUCGAGAGCCCAAAUCUGCACGGCCCUAUAUCUUGAGGCGUUUGCUGGGAGACAUGCUUGCCAGCCGCAGCGCGUCCCACUUUCAUCGCCGUGUGCGACGAAAGCGCGUGGCCAAGCGCCCGGCGCGCCCGGCCACGCUGCGGGCGAUGCUGACGGCGGCUCAGAGGUCCAAAGCUCCAAGGCAUGACCUGUGGCUGCGGGCACUCAGGAGCUCUGGCGACACCUUGCCGCAGCAACUGGCAGACGCCGCGCUUUCAUCGCAGUCCGAAGAGAAGGAACUCUUGGCUGAUCUGCUGGGCUGCCUUGAUGCUGCACAGGUCUCCGCGCUCCUCAGCAGCCUGGACUCCGCCGCUGCGCAGGACCACAGCGGCGCCGCCGCAGCGGCGCUCCGCCAGCUGUGGCGCGUGGUGCCACAGCGGGCGCUGCUGGCGCAGUGGCAAAACCACCUGCGACGCUUGGGCAAUGCCAGGUAG